GCCUUGUCCCCUUGCUCAUAAAACCCUCCCGCUGCCUCCCCUCAUCUCUUCUGGCUUCUCCCCAGAUCUCAUGGCAACGCUUCUUCCUUUCCUCCUAUUCCUCUCCAUCUUCUCUGAUUCGGCCACAGCCAAUCUCCAGUCCAAAGAAGAAAGCUUCAUCUCCGUCGUCGUCUCCGAGAAGGGUCUCGACUUCGGGAAGGACAUGCUGAUCGAGAAGGCAAGGAACACCCUCACCCUGCUCCGCCUCCCGGACAUCGAGAAGUCGGUGAAGAUUCCGGUCCUAGGGACAGUUAACAUGGCGGCGACGAAUAUCACGCUGUUAAGUAUCAACGUUUCAUCUUCGACGGUUCAGCCCGGCGAGUCGGGUAUCGUGAUCGUUGCUUCGGGGGCGACGGCUAAUUUGAGCAUGAAUUGGCGGUAUUCGUACAGCACCUGGCUUAUUCCGAUUGAAAUCUCCGAUGAAGGAAGUGCUUUUGUUCGGGUUGAAGGCCUGGAAGUUGGGCUCACCAUUGGCAUGGAUAAUCAAAAUGGAACUCUGGAGCUGACUGUGAUAGAAUGUGGCUGUUAUAUGAACGAUAUGGUCAUAACCUUGGAUGGAGGAGCAUCUUGGUUUUAUCAAGGGUUCGUGAAUGCUUUCGAGGAUCAUAUUAGAUCUGCUGUGGAAAGUGCAAUUACUAAAAAUAUUAUUAAAGGGGCAAUGAAGCUUGAUUCUUUAUUGCAAACUCUUCCAAAGAAAAUUGAUUGGGAUGAUGUUGCUGCACUGAAUGUGACUUUUGUGAAUGAUCCACUGUUUGGAAAUUCUUCUGUUGAGUUUAACAUUAAUGGUCUAGUCGUUGCAUCAGACGAAGUUUCAAUGCAAAGCUAUUUACAUGAAAAUGCACGGAUUUCAACAUCUUGUGGGGGGGAAUUAAAGAUGCUCUGGAUUUCAUUAGAUGAGAUCGUGUUUAACUCUGCAUCAGGGGUAUACUUUCAGGCAGGAUUGAUGCAUCGGAUUGUGGACAAGGUACCUGAUCAGGCUCUUUUGAAUACUGGUAGCUGGAAGUUUCUUAUUCCUCAGUUGUACAAGAAGUAUCCAAAUGAUGACAUGCUACUGAAUAUUUCAGUAACUUCUCCUCCAGUUAUAAGGAUUACACCAGAAAACAUUGGGGCUAUCAUUUCCUCGGACAUGACAGUCCAUGUGUUGGAUGCCAGCGAGUCAAUUCCUGUUGCAUGCAUAUCAGUGGUAGUUUCUGUUUCAGGGGUUGUGGAGAUAUCAGGAAACAACCUAGGUGGUAGAGUAGAAUUAGAUGAGUUUACCCUGAAGUUGAAGUGGAGCAAAGUUGGAAACUUUCAUAUGUAUCUAAUUCAGGGGGUUAUGCGGGUCUUCCUGAACAGUGUAUUUGUGCCAUAUGUUAACAUGCAUCUCAAGCAAGGUUUUCCUUUGCCGAUCAUCCAUGGAUUUAUGCUCCAAAAUGCAGACAUAGUCACCUCCAGUUCAAGGAUGGUUAUAUGUUCUGAUGUAGCAUAUACCAGUUUCACUGGUGUUGUGUGACCUGCCUUCCAGCAUUCAAAACACAGAUGGGAAAAUUAAUGGAUUUUGGAUGAUGUGCGCAACAUACAAAUAUAAUGCUGGAAUCCGUGGCUGGAAGUGUGCAUUCCACGGGCCUGGAUUUAUGUUGAUCCCAGUGGAGCAUAUUAAAACUUUUAAAUUUGCUCAAGCUGAGGGCUGGUCCAUUUCUAGUCCUAGCUGAGAAGUCACUUUGUAACUUCUUCCAUAAUAUGUACCCUCUGUACUUUAGCCCCAGACCAGAGGGGUGUAAAAUAUUCAAAAGAAAGUCUGAUCGCUUAAUUUGUUUGUAUUCAUGGUUAAGUGAAUUCUGUAAGCAAGUCUUCUCAAUUUUCAGGCAGUAGACUAUAUCUUGUGAUCUU
Messenger RNA from Phoenix dactylifera (date palm), 1908 nucleotides. RefSeq names its product putative BPI/LBP family protein At1g04970. NCBI's taxonomy places the organism in Eukaryota, Viridiplantae, Streptophyta, Magnoliopsida, Arecales, Arecaceae. Gene Ontology annotation, molecular function: lipid binding. The record is from RefSeq and is a predicted model, not a curated record.